Molecule: messenger RNA, 2781 nt
Organism: Fulmarus glacialis (Northern fulmar)
Lineage: Eukaryota; Metazoa; Chordata; Aves; Procellariiformes; Procellariidae
Gene: MYLK3
Product: myosin light chain kinase 3
Exons: 14
Coding region: 1-2526 (841 amino acids)
Biological process (GO): intracellular signal transduction; positive regulation of apoptotic process; protein phosphorylation
Cellular component (GO): nucleus; cytoplasm
Molecular function (GO): ATP binding; protein serine/threonine kinase activity
Source: RefSeq, a predicted model, not a curated record
AUGUCUGCAGGUAGCUUGGACCUUGCAGAGGGAAAUGCCCUGACAAAGUUACAGCCUACAAAAGUGAACAAUUUAAGUAUGAUGGACAAAAAACUGAAUCUCUUGAAUGAAAAGAUGGACAAACUGUUGCAUUUCCAAGAAGAUCUGACAGGCAAACUGCAGCGAGUUAACAAAGGCAUUGAUGAUGUAGAAAAAGGCAUUAACAAGCUCACAGUAUCCCGAGCAGCUCCUGAUGAGACAGAUGCAAUGAAAAAAGGCCUAAAGGUUUCAGAGAGCACUCACCAGCCUGAUAUCCAGAGCAUAUGCUCGGAAGUGUUGAAAUUGAUGAAAGCUGCUCAGCUAGAUGCCUCGAAGCAUAAGGAGAGGUUGGCAAAGAUAGAGAAAAGGGUUGAUGCACUGGAUAAAGUUAUUACAUUCGUGGGAGAAGUAUUAAAAAAUUCUAAAGUAGUGGAUUUUAUUCUCAAAGGCAUUGUGCCCUGGAAGAAGGGGAGUCUGCUGGAAAUCCUGGUUGAGGCCAAAGAUAAGCCUGAGGAGAGUGGUGCAAAACCUAAGCAUGUGCUUAGUAGCAGAGGAACCCAAACUGAAAGCAAGAAGCCUCUGGAAGAGACAAAAAGUGGGAAAAAGCUGGAUGAAAACAAGGGAGCAUGUGAGAAGGUGAAUGCUUCUAGUGCUGGAGCCCACAAAGCUGACUCCAGACCCCAAGCUAAAGAGAGGACGGUGCAGCAGCAAGCAGUAGAAGAUCAUGUAGGCAACCAAAAUGUUCCUUCUAAAGCACACGAUAAGGACAGUGUCCCACACCUGGAUGAGUGCCACAGGCAGCUUGUUCGUCAGAAACUCAGAGAGAAUGAAAACAAACCUCCAUCGUCAAGUGCGGCAUCCCGGGAAGCUGUGCCCUCCACAUCCCAGGCUAUAUCUGACACCGGCUGUGAAGUGACACAUACCAGGAUAUCCAUCAAUGUACAUAUGACUGAAACGAAAGAAAAGAUUGAGAAGACCAAGGAAGGAAACUUAAAUGAUCACAGAAGUAAAAGUCCCAAAGUAAAAUCCCCAUCCUCCACACCAGCAGAAGUGGAAGGAGUCAAACAGCUGCCUGACAAAUUAAAACUUCAACAGAGUCCUAAAAACAUCAGCUCUGAGCCAAAACAAGAAGUGAAAGGGGACAAUAAGCGAAAUGAACUUGCACCUCAAACAGGGAAGCAACAGCCAUUACUGAGCAAGCCCAAACCAGGUAAAAAGGCUGAAGAGAAAUCAGAAUUAAAAUGCAAGCCCAUAACCUCACAGAAUACCUCUGCAAAGGAGCCUACGAAAGAUCUGGGGGUAGAAAUGAAAAUCCAUCAAGAAGCAGCAAAAGCAGAAGAAUCCCCGACAGAUACCAACUCUGAGAGGAGAGAAUCUGAGUCUGCAUCUUCAGGGGGAAGUGAAAAUGAUGCUCGUCAGUGUACAGGAAUGGCACCAGAGAAGACUAAGUCAUUGAAAGCUAGCAAAGAGCUUCCCACAGAGGAUGAAAUGAUCAUCGAUGACAGCCCUUCUCCUCCGGCUCCUUUUGAACAUCGCAUAGUGAGUGUCAAGCAAACAGAGGUUACAACGUGCUACUUGGUGUGUCGUCAUGAAGUACUGGGGGGGGGGCGUUUUGGGCAAGUUCACAAGUGCACGGAAAUAUCAACUGGUCUCAACCUGGCAGCCAAAAUCAUAAAAGUGAAAGGAGCAAAAGAGAGGGAGGAAGUAAAAAAUGAAAUUAACGUCAUGAACCAAUUAAAUCACGUGAAUCUGAUCCAGCUUUAUGAUGCUUUUGAAGCCAAAAAUAAUAUCACUCUGAUCAUGGAAUAUCUUGAUGGUGGUGAAUUAUUUGACCGGAUCACAGAUGAAAACUACAAUCUAACUGAGUUGGAUGCAAUCCUAUUUACCAAACAGAUUUGUGAAGGAGUCCACUACUUGCACCAGCAUUAUAUUCUCCAUUUAGAUCUGAAGCCUGAAAACAUACUAUGUGUAAAUCACACAGGAAACCAGAUUAAAAUUAUUGACUUUGGAUUAGCAAGGAGGUACAAACCUCGUGAGAAACUGAAGGUUAAUUUUGGAACUCCAGAGUUCUUGGCUCCUGAAGUGGUGAACUAUGACUUUGUUUCCUUCCCAACAGACAUGUGGAGUGUAGGCGUCAUCACAUACAUGUUGCUUAGUGGCCUGUCCCCAUUCCUGGGAGAAACUGAUGCAGAGACCAUGAAUUAUGUAGUCAAUUGCAGCUGGGAUUUUGAUGCAGAAGCAUUUGAACAGCUAUCGGAGGAAGCUAAAGACUUUAUUUCCAGACUACUUGUGAAGGAGAAAAGCUGCCGGAUGAGUGCAACACAGUGUCUGAAGCAUGAGUGGUUAAACAAUCUACCUGCCAAAGCCAAGAAGUCCAAGCUUCGCCUGAAGUCCCAGUUGUUGCUGCAGAGUUACAUGGCUCACAGAAAAUGGAAGAAACAUUUUUAUGUGGUGGCUGCUGCUAACAGGCUGAAGAGAUUUCCGAGUAUGUCUGUCAAGCUUGCAUAAGCUUGUAUGAAGCAUCUGCCAUUCUCGAGAUGGACAUGAAGCCAUGGAAGAAGGACUCAGUAUCUUCAAUAAUUUCUACCCCUUUGUUUUAUAACAUAAGGUUUUGGGUCUGUCCUCCUCAAAUAUUAUGUGUGUUAGUGCUAAGGUUCCAGAAGUGCCUCAAGGAAAAGGCACUGUAAUAAUUUCUAAAAGCAGAAGCUGCCUUGUUUGUUUUUACAAGUUUUUAGUUGUUGUAUAUAGUGAUGGAAAAACAUG